AGGGACGGCUGGACAGAGGGACACCAGGGCUGCGGCCAUCCAGGGACACCUGUGGGGCGAGCGCCAGCUGCGGAGCAUCCCGUCCCCUCUGCACCCAACCAUGUCCCUGGCGGUGAAGGAGAAGAACCACGUGCGGUUGGUCUUCUUGGGCGCCGCUGGCGUGGGUAAGACAGCCCUCAUCCGCCGCUUCCUGAUGGACACCUUCGAGCCCAAGCACCGGCGCACGGUGGAGGAGCUGCACAGCAAGGAGUAUGAGGUGAGCGGGGCCACGGUCAAGGUGGAAAUCCUGGACACCAGCGGCAGCUACUCCUUCCCGGCCAUGAGGAAGCUCUCAAUCCAGAACAGCGAUGCCUUUGCCCUGGUCUAUGCCGUAGACGAUGCCGAGUCCUUCGAGAGCGUCAAGAGCUUGCGGGAGGAGAUCCUGGAGGUGAAGGAAGACAAGUUCCCUCCCAUCGUGGUGGUCGGCAACAAGGCAGAGAGCGGCAGCGAGCGGCAAGUGCCGGCGGAGGCCAACUUGCCCAGCCGGGUCAGCCCGGCACUCUGCAAGAGGAGGGAGACGUUGCCCAAGGAGCAGGCGCUGAGGCCCCCCAUGAACAAGACCAACAGCUGCUCGGUGUGCUGA
Messenger RNA from Egretta garzetta (little egret), 622 nucleotides. Its product is annotated as GTP-binding protein Rhes-like. Bases 101 to 622 code for a protein of 173 amino acids. Lineage: Eukaryota; Metazoa; Chordata; Aves; Pelecaniformes; Ardeidae. The transcript is spliced from 2 exons. The record is from RefSeq and is a predicted model, not a curated record. Gene Ontology annotation, molecular function: GTP binding; GTPase activity.